Molecule: messenger RNA, 1801 nt
Organism: Nanorana parkeri
Lineage: Eukaryota; Metazoa; Chordata; Amphibia; Anura; Dicroglossidae
Gene: SLC37A3
Product: solute carrier family 37 member 3
Exons: 15
Coding region: 158-1669 (503 amino acids)
Biological process (GO): transmembrane transport
Cellular component (GO): endoplasmic reticulum membrane
Molecular function (GO): transmembrane transporter activity
Source: RefSeq, a predicted model, not a curated record
CGGAAGUGGCCUCACCGAAGUCGGCAACAGCUGGUCCAACACUGAUGAGCCGGGGGUGGAGGAGAACGGCCCGGGGCUCUCAGGCCUUUAUAAAAGAUCUGAUUUGUUUGGGGAGAAGUUGAUGCUCAUGUGUACAUCUGUUUGAGGACUUGCAGACAUGGACUUCCCCGGGUCUCCACGCAGGGCACCUCCUCGCCUUCGAUUCUUUGCUCAGUACACACACCAUCAUUUGGCGGUUUUCCUCCUGACUUUUUUCAGUUACUCGCUGCUCCAUGCCUCCAGGAAAGCAUUCAGCAAUGUGAAGGUCAGCAUAAACAACCAGUGGACCCCAUCCAGCCUAAACCUUUCCAUGUCCGUUGUGGACCCAAACUCGAGUUGGAAUGGCAAUCACCUCUUCCCAGACGCCGAUUCUGCCACCAUCUUUCUGGGCCUACUAGACACCAUUUUCCUCUUUUCCUAUGCAGUGGGUCUGUACAUCAGCGGGAUUAUAGGUGACCGGUUAAAUAUGCGUUACGUACUCACUUUUGGCAUGUGUUCGUCGGCUGUGACUAUGUUUGUGUUCGGCACGCUCACAGAGUGGCUUCACUUCUAUAAUAAGGUUUUCUACUGCCUCGUGUGGGUGAUAAAUGGCCUACUACAGUCCACAGGCUGGCCCUGUGUGGUCGCUGUCAUGGGGAACUGGUUUGGAAAAUCUGGACGUGGCCUUGUGUUCGGACUCUGGAGUGCCUGCGCAUCCGUUGGAAAUAUUUUGGGAGCAUUCCUUGCAUCAUCUGUUCUAACAUAUGGCUAUGAGUAUGCGUUCCUGGUAACGGCGUCUGUGCAGUUUGCUGGUGGAAUAAUCAUCUUCUUUGGCCUGGUGACAUCUCCUAAGGAGUUGGGUCUACCAGAUGCCGGAGAACGGGAGGGUGAGAGCGGAGACCAGGAGGAAGAGGCUAACCGACCUCUAAUCAGUGAAGAUAAUGAGGUGGAUAGUGAUGCAAAUGAUUCUAUCCAGGCUCGGGAUACACCCAGUGCACCUAAAGCGAUCAGUUUUGUGCAAGCCUGCUGUUUACCUGGAGUGCUGCUGUAUUCCCUGGCCUACGCCUGUCUGAAGCUGGUGAAUUACUCCUUCUUCUUUUGGCUUCCCUUCUAUCUGAGCAUCAACUUCAGCUGGAAAGAGGCGGAGGCAGACCAGCUGUCUAUCUGGUAUGACAUCGGAGGAAUCGUAGGAGGAACAAUCCAGGGGCUCAUCUCGGACAUCCUGCAGAAAAGAUCGCCUGUUCUGGCUAUAAGUCUGGUGUUUGCGGUGUUAUCUCUGUUUGGCUACAGCCGCUCCCCAAAUAACAAGCCCCUGAAUGCUGUGCUAAUGACAAUCACAGGCUUUUUCAUCGGAGGCCCCUCCAAUAUGAUCAGCUCAGCAAUCUCUGCAGACCUGGGCCGCCAGGAGAUGGUGAGAGGCAGCAGUGAAGCCCUGGCCACAGUAACCGGCAUUGUGGAUGGAACUGGAAGCAUGGGAGCUGCUAUUGGUCAAGUUCUGGUGUCGGUGAUCCAGGCAAAACUUGACUGGAUGUGGGUCUUUUAUUUCUUCAUUCUCAUGACUUUCCUUGCCCUCCUCUUCAUCAUUCCACUCCUCGUGCGGGAACUGAGACCGGUCUGGAGAAACCGGCGUAUGUCCCGCCUGGCCGGGUGACAAUUAAAUUCACUGACACCUGUUCACAUCCACACGAGACAAUCGGAACCCAAUUUGGGAGUCCAGUAAAGACCAGGAACAAGAAAGGAAAAGAGUUUGGUGUGGAUAGCGUCCGUCAGUUCUAGUAAUCUA